AUCAUGAUGACAUAGAAAAGGAAAUUAAAGUUUUCAAUAAUACUGCUCUAGUGUGAAUGGUAACUGUAUAGUGAGAAAUUAAAGUUUUCAAUAAUAGAGGUAGGUUGGAAACAAUCUCCCAUGUGGGCAAAGACUUUGAGAAUUCAUAAUUAAUCAAAGUCUCUCAUCUUCAUCUUCAUUCUCAUUCUCAUUCUCAUUCUCAUCUCAUAUUCUCUCCGCAACUCCCAAAACAACCAUGGCAGCUGCUUAUGCAACUCUUGUUUCUGCUUUGAAUAUCAUAAACAACCUUCAUCAUCAUCCCCGCCCUCCUAUUUCUCUCUCCAUUCAACAAGUUGAGUCUCUCACUCAAAAGAUUCAUUUCCUGCUCGAAUUUGUCGAGGGGUAUAACCCCCAUCGUGGCUACUCCAAAGAAGCGGAUCCAUUGGAGUCUCGCAUUGCAGAUGCAGCUUAUGCGACCGAACACGCCAUUGAAUCUCAUAUUCUGGAUCAGUUCACAAAUAAUAGAGAAAAUAUGAGUUAUGAUGGCUUGUAUGAAGCUCUGGAGAAGGUGAUAGAAGACAUGGCUUAUAUCGAAGAGGAGGCCAAGCAAGUUCAAGGGAGAGUUGGAGUAGUCCAACAUCAGCUGCUUCCUGAUUCCUCGACAUCUUCUGAGAUUCCGCAGCAGAGUAUCAUGGUUGGUGCUGAUGAUGUCAAGCGUCAAAUGAUGGAUAAGCUCAUUUCUGGUGAUGGUCUACAAAUCAUUCCCAUUGUAGGGAUGGGCGGCUCGGGUAAGACCACUCUUGCUAGAAAUAUUUAUGAGGAACGUCUUAUUAAGAAGCAUUUUUAUAUUUGUGCUUGGGCUACCAUCUCUCAAGAAUAUACCAUUAGAGAAAUUUUUGGAGCUCUUCUUCGUCAGUUAAAUAUAGCAGUUGAUGACAAUUUGACGGAGCAGGAAUUUGGAGAAAUAUUGUAUCGAUAUCUUUAUCAUAGAAGAUACCUAAUUAUAAUGGAUGAUAUGUGGAGCAUUGAUGCAUGGGAUAGAGUUAGAAAUUAUUUUCCAAAUAACAAAAAAAUUGGUAGCAGAAUAGUGGUAACAACUAGGCUAUCAGAUUUGGCUUCUAAAUUACCUAACUCUGAUAGCCUUGGGAUGGAACUUUUGGAUGAGGCUGUUAGUUGGGAGCUUCUCUCCAAAACUGUGUUUGGGGAAAAAGGUUGCCCUCUUGAAUUGGAGGAAAUUGGAAAAAAGAUUGGAAAAAGUUGCAAAGGACUUCCAUUGUCAAUUGUUGUGGUGGGAGGCCUUUUGGCCAAGUCCAAACAUGAAAGAGAGUUUUGGGAAGAGAUAGGGGAAAACUUGAAUGCAACUGUUAAUUUAGAGGAUGAUGAACAUUGCUUGAAAAUACUAUACAUGAGUUACAAGCAAUUGCCAAUACAUUUGAAACCAUGUUUUCUCUAUAUGAGUGUUUUUCCCGAAGAUGAGGAGAUUAGUAUGUCAGAGCUCAUUAGAUAUUGGGUUGCAGAAGGAUUUGUGAAAGCAGUAAGUGGGAAAAGCUUGGAAGAGAUAGCGAAGGAGUAUUUAAAAGACCUUAUUGGUAGGAAUCUUGUUUUAAGGAGUACCAGAGAUUGGGGAAAGAAGUGGUACCAAAUUCAUGACUUGUUGAGAGACUUGUGCUUGAGAGAAGCUGAAAAAGAAAGGUUUUAUAAUAGCGCAUCAGAUAAUGCAGUCAUAAGCGUCUUACCGCCUAUGUCACAAGCUCGUUGUUUGAGGUGGAAUGUUGGACGAAAAUUAUCACCUCCCGACAUGAGCUUGUUGAGGAUAGUGAAAACAACUAGAUUCCAAUGGAAUUUAGUUGGACACAUGCAUCAAUUAGUUAACUCACGGUUACUUCAAAUAGGUUCUUAUGGAACUAGAGAUGGGAAUUUUCCUUGUUCAAUAUGGCGAUUUUGGAAUCUACAAACACUCAUUGUUUACACCCACAAUGAGGUUACUGCGCCAACUGAUUUUUGGUACAUGCCUCACAUCAGGCAUGUUAAGUUCGAUUUUGGGCUUCGUCUCCCAGAUCCUCCUAACGACCAAGAUGACAUUGUUUUGGGAAAUCUGCAAAGUUUGGGGAGAGUAUCAGAUUUCAAGUGUAGCGAACAAGUGGUACAAAAAAUUCCCAAUAUAAAAGAAUUGGUUUUUAUGAAUGGGGGAAAGUACUCUGAUGAUGAGAUGUAUUGUUUGAGCAAUCUCGAUUUUCUAACUAAACUUGAGUCCUUGAUUUGCAAUUCUUCCGGAAAGUGUGUAAUCAACUUUCCCCAUUCGCUCAAGAGAUUAAAUCUUUGUAGCAAAGAUUAUUGUUGGGAAGACAUAUUGGAUAAGGUAGGUGUGUUGCCCCAUCUUCAGAAGCUCACACUCGAUCAUGGGAGGUUCAAUAAAAGGAAGUGGGAAACAACUGAAGGCCAAUUUCGCAGCCUCAAAUUCUUCACUCUUACGUAUUGUCGUAAUCUAGAAAUCUGGAAAAUUGAAAGCUCCCACUUUCCAUGCCUUGAGCGCCUUCAUCUUAUUGGAGUAAUGAAGUUGCGGGAAAUCCCUUUAGAGUUUGCAGAAAUACCCACACUUAGAGAAAUAACUGUGAGUAAUUGCAGUGAUUCUGUUGUGGUUUCUGCAAAAAGAAUAUCAGAGGAACACGAGGGCUAUUACGGGGAAGGAGCCCUUCGAGUUCGCGUUCGCCUCGGGAAAUGGAACCGUUACAGAGCAGGACUGGAGGGCUUGGAUAGUCCUAACCCUAUGUUCGUUAUUGAGGGUUACUACUAGUAAGUGCAGGUAGUUUGGUUCUUCCGCAAUCAAGUUACUUUUCAUAAUGCGAAGGCUACUACUCAUGCGAUUCUCCUUCUUCUCAAACUUUCCUUUGCUGUAACCUUUGGAUUGAAUCGGACUCCUCUUAUGUUGUUUCCACCUUGAAUAGUCGUUCGACUUCGGUACCUUGGCGUUUCAAAAGCCGUUUUCUCUUGGUCAUGGGUUUUGGAGCGUCGGGCCAGGGUUUUUUAGAGCUCUGGUGCGCUGGACUCUGAUCCGGGCUCGGUCGGCCUCCGUUGGUGUUUUCCUUUCCUCUACGCUUUCUGUUUUACUAGGAGCGUUUUGUUGGUUGUGUUUUGUUCUUCCUGUUUUUCUUCCUGUUGUAAUAGACGAGUACUCUUUUCCCUUAUGCAGUGUUUUUCAUAGGUUUUGUUUUUUCCUUUGUUUCUCAAUAAUAUUUUCAAUUCAG
Salvia miltiorrhiza (redroot sage) is the source of this 3224-nucleotide messenger RNA. RefSeq names its product putative late blight resistance protein homolog R1B-16. The transcript is spliced from 2 exons. The record is from RefSeq and is a predicted model, not a curated record. Gene Ontology annotation, biological process: defense response to other organism. Lineage: Eukaryota; Viridiplantae; Streptophyta; Magnoliopsida; Lamiales; Lamiaceae. The coding region runs from base 236 to 2773 and encodes 845 amino acids. Gene Ontology annotation, molecular function: ADP binding.